AAAUAAAUGUGAAAAAGAUUAGGGCUAAAUCUCAUCCCUAGAUUCGGGUGGCGCAGGUCUUCACCUCGAAGAUUCUCACGGCACGCAUAAGCAGCAGCAGUAGGCUUCGUAAAAAGCGCCGCCUCUCUCCGGCGAACUCGCUCGCCGUGGAGAGUCGAUCUCAUAAUGGAUUACAGAAACAAGCACAUCCUCGCCCCAAUGGUCCGAGUGGGCACUCUCCCGCUUCGAUUACUGGCCGCAGAGUACGGCGCUGAUAUAACUUACGGCGAGGAGAUCAUCGAUCACAAGAUGAUCAAGUGCGAGCGCCGCGCCAAUGAAACCCUAGGCAGCGUCGAUUUCGUCGAGAGGGGGACCGGCAGCGUCGUAUUCAGGACUUGCGAUGAGGAGAAGGACCGGGUGGUGUUUCAGAUGGGUACUUCUGAUGCUGUUCGAGCUCUCGCGGCUGCUCAACUCGUUUGCAAAGAUGUCGCGGCCAUAGAUAUCAACAUGGGCUGUCCAAGAGCAUUCUCUCUUAGUGGAGGAAUGGGUGCUGCUUUACUCUCUAAACCAGAACUUAUUCAUGAUAUUUUGACGACAUUAAAGAGGAACUUGAACACACCAGUAACAUGUAAAAUUCGACUUCUCAAAUCAUCACGUGAUACAGUAGAACUUGCACAACAAAUUGAAAGGACUGGAGUCUCUGCUCUAGCUGUUCAUGGAAGGCUGGUUAAAGAUAGGCCAAGGGAUCCUGCAAAGUGGGGUGAGAUUGCUGAUGUUGCAGCAUCAUUAUCAAUUCCUGUUAUAGCUAAUGGUGAUGUUUUUGAUUAUGAAGAUUUUGAACGCAUCAAAGGUGCUACAGGUGCCACAUCUGUGAUGGUGGCUAGAGGUGCACUGUGGAAUGCUUCGAUUUUCUGUGCAAAAGGCAAGUCAUCUUGGUCGGAUGUCAAGAGAGAGUAUCUGCGAAAGAGCAUUUUGUGGGACAAUGAUGUUAAAAGCACAAAACACACUUUGAAGGAAAUGAUUAUGCACUAUUCGUCGCUUGAACUUGCAGAAGGAAAGGCUGUUAUUAAAUCUGAGACUGAUAUGGAUUUAGCGAUCUUCCUUCUGCUUCAGUCAACUAUAAUUCAUUGGACUUCUGCCAAAUGGCAUCUCAGGAUGUUACGUGGGGACUGUGGAGAUAUGAGAUACCAUCAUUUUUGCAGGGUAAAAUUAUGCCCUCUCACUGAUGUGAAAUUGGUGACAUGUCUCUGACGGUACCAUGCUAAUUCCAGGGGAUGGUAUGAGAUCUAGUUGAUUAUCCAUCUUUCACUAAUUUGGCAAGUAGAGAGUGUCAAUUUAUGAUUUUUUAGUAAGAAGGAAGAUUGAAAUUCUUCCUUAAACAGGACGGAUCAGAUCAAUUGUAAUUCAGUAUAAUUCAUGUUAUUUAACUUGCUUAAGUGUCAAUUUAUGAUUUUUUAGUAAGAAGAAAGAUUGAAAUUCUUCCUUAAACAGGACGGAUCAGAUCAAUUGUAAUUCAGUAUAAUUCAUGUUAUUUAACUUGCUUGAAGAUGAAAUUAUUUUCAGUUUGUACCACGUAACAUUAAGUGCUUUGAGAAUUUUUUUACGAA
Asparagus officinalis (garden asparagus) is the source of this 1586-nucleotide messenger RNA. Its product is annotated as tRNA-dihydrouridine(20) synthase [NAD(P)+]-like. The record is from RefSeq and is a predicted model, not a curated record. Gene Ontology annotation, biological process: tRNA dihydrouridine synthesis. Gene Ontology annotation, cellular component: cytoplasm. NCBI's taxonomy places the organism in Eukaryota, Viridiplantae, Streptophyta, Magnoliopsida, Asparagales, Asparagaceae. The transcript is spliced from 9 exons. Gene Ontology annotation, molecular function: tRNA dihydrouridine synthase activity; flavin adenine dinucleotide binding. The coding region runs from base 166 to 1230 and encodes 354 amino acids.